Messenger RNA from Polyodon spathula (Mississippi paddlefish), 1280 nucleotides. RefSeq lists its product as uncharacterized. Lineage: Eukaryota; Metazoa; Chordata; Actinopteri; Acipenseriformes; Polyodontidae. Gene Ontology annotation, cellular component: membrane. The record is from RefSeq and is a predicted model, not a curated record. Bases 1 to 786 code for a protein of 261 amino acids. The transcript has 5 exons. Gene Ontology annotation, biological process: regulation of cell differentiation.
AUGCGUCUCUCAACCGCUCUCUGGGCCCCUGCAGGUGGCUUCCUGUUUAAGAAGUGGAAGGAGAAGUUCCUUUUGCUGACAGCAGAGGGCACUCUGCUGGUGUGCCGGGAUGCAGAGUCUCCUCCAGACUUCCAGGUGCCGCUGCACUCCAGCUGUGAGGCCAUUCUGAGGGGCACAGAGAUCAUAGACCUGCCCAGGCUGCCCCUGGGAGCAGAGAGAGAGAGUUGCUUGGCUCUCAUACUGAGAGAGGGGGAGUACCUCCUGCUGCUAGCUACAGACAAGGAGCAGUGCAGUCAGUGGCUCAGCGUGCUUCGCAAAGUCAAAGAGAGCGCCACUCAAUGUGCCCCGCUGAGAUGCUGCAAACGUCACCUUACACCUGCGCCCCAAACCCCCAGCCGCGGACAGAGGGAGACCCCAACACCAGAGAAAGUCAACCAGGAGGAAGCUGGGAUUCAGCGCAGGGGCAAAGCAGGGAAGCCCUCAUUUAACUGCCUCUGUCACGGCCCUCCAGCCCCCCAGCGAGCCGUUGAGGCCAUGUGUCUGAUGAUGGGGGGCGCUGCAGUGGGGUCCACUCUGGGGUACACGAUCACCUCGGCCACCGCCUGUGUGGGGCAGCCCUCCGGAAUACAGCCCCCCGACUUCAAAGAACUGGGGUACCAUCCAGCCAUGAGCACCCAGGAGCCAGACAUCCAGCAGCACAGCAGCUUUGAGUUCGAGGGAGGGGCCAGCGCUGGGGGGGGGCAGGACUUUGACAGCAGCUUCGAUUAUGGGGGCUUUGUCUUCUAGGGCAAGGGUUCUCCAACUUUCUUUAAAUUUGCAGCUGUGUCCAAAAGUGGAGCAUCACCUAUAAUUUUAGGAUUGAGACAUCAUUAAAAUAUAUUUAUAUCUAUAUACUGUGACAUCACUUUUACUUCAAUCUUUAAAUCUGUAUUCAUUCUAAUUCACAUUAGUUUAUAUAAACUUGUGUUUCUAUUAUCAUGCUGGCUCUGAGGAUCAGUCUUGAUUUGGCCUCCCCAGUGCAUCGGCAUGCACAGCUUUUGAAUUGUUUAUCUAUUUAUUUAAACGUUAUAGAUUUAUAGUUAAUUAGUUCAUUCUUUUCUGUUGGUUGAGUCAGUCUAUUUUGUCCAUUUACUUUCUUUUCUUCUUCUAUAUGUCGCAUUGUCUAAUUUUAGCUGUUCUAAUACUAAUUAAUCUAAUCAUCGAUUUCACGUCCUUGACUGGUGAAGUGCUGUACUGCUGAUUCAUUCAUUUUUUAAAAUUAUUUCUCAUUAAUAGUAGUG